Molecule: messenger RNA, 5928 nt
Organism: Amoebophrya sp. A25
Lineage: Eukaryota; Dinophyceae; Syndiniales; Amoebophryaceae
Source: the annotation of a GenBank genome assembly
AGGGUCGAGCUUCCAGUUGAAUGAUAUCUGAUCAUCGACCAAAUAGUAGCGCAUUUCCAACAGGAAAUCAUCUUCUUAGACUUAAUUACAUUGAUUUGGAGAUCCAUCGUCCUCUGCUUCUACCUCUCCGUAAAUCAAUGCGUAAAAUUUUUACGUAGAAGUAGUUGCUUGGAUUUUAUUUGCGAUCGACUGAUGCAAAGAUGGGCGCUUCAAAUUCAACACCCCAACUCAGUGAUGCCGCUGAAAAAAAUUUUCUUGCUGCCAUCAAAGAAGUAAUAGCUGGAAAUAGUUACUCAAACACGAUAGAAGACGAACUCGGAAAGCAUUUCGACGGUUUUCACGAUAUUGGUGAGAAUUCGGUUCGUGAACGAACUUACAAUAACAAGGCCCUUCUCAAGUACUACCAAGAACUGUUCUACUUACUAGUCAAAAAGUACGCAAUAGACACCAAGCAGCUAAAACAGUCAAAGUCGAAAACGAAGGAGAUACGUGUUGCAGGUUCCCCAGAGGAGCUCUUGAACUCCUUGCACGACGAGGCAUCUACUAGUAGUACAACUGACGAAUUGUGGGGGGAGCUCUGUGGAAACAGAGAUAAAAAUAAUAAUAAAUGUAGACAGGAUUUCAAGGACAAAGGGAACGCGUUGAUAAAGGAUGUUUUUGGGUUGAUGAAGGAGUCGCUCGACGGCAAUCUGAAGGGCAAAACAUUCAAAGUCGAUGAAGAACAACAGAAGAUGGAGAGUUCGACACGUAAAAUCGACAAAUUCACGCUUAGAAGAGCAGAGAGUGCGACCCCUACCGUGAUGCUGAGGAGAAGCCCCGUGGACACCGUUUCAUCCGGUAAAUACAACUUCUACAUCGACGCCGUUCUAGUCGUGCCAUUCGAAGGAGAGUUCCAGAAGAACUCGAUUAGGGACAAUAGGGCGACACUCGACACAUGGAACUUCAAGGUGGACGCGCUGAUGCUGUUGGGGCAGGUUCAACUAGAAUUAUGGGUAGGUAGUUAAAGGUGCUUUUGUUACCGUUUGUUAUGGCUCUCUCCCUUAGGUGGGGACAGCGAUAGAAUUUACGGGAGAACCCACGAACACCCAAAACCUAUCUCUAAUUGAAGGGGCGUGGAACAAUCUGCACUGGACGAUGUGGUACGGCAGCGACGGCGGACGCAGAGGGUUACUAGACGAUCUCCCAGGUUAUAGCGUGUUAGAGCCACUACUACCAGUCCGUCAGUCACCAGAGACGAAGCUCACAGUGUCUCAUGAUCAUAUCGCCUUUCACUUAUUAAAGGAAAGGACCAUGUCCUUUUUGCAGACCCGGAGCUUCGAUACAUUGCAGAAAGAUGCAGGUUUUCACUUUUUUAAUUCGCUUGAAAAUGAAGUUCUUGAGUUUGAAACUAUACAUAGUACGUUUAGUGGUCAUAGUCUGAAACUAAAAAGAAUCAUAACGAUACCGAGCUCGAAGGUGUUGCGUUUUUUGUUUUCUUGGCAGACUAUAAUAUUAAGAUUGAUUAUUUAUUACUAAGUAGAACUAGAAAUGAUGAUCUGUGUAUCUGUGUUUCAGUUUCUUAUUCUUGAUUCACAUUCAUGCAAUUGAAAAAUUGUCAUCUUAUUAAGGGUUACCACAUUGCGUCCUUCACUACCAUCCUUGACUUUUUUUCCAGUAGGGAAAUGGUCAGGGAUGAUCUGAAGAAUGCAAUGUCACAACCUCUAACCUUAGUUAUGAAUCAACAGAGAAUCUAAAUCGUUUUCUUUCAUCAUCAGUAUGAACAGUCACUGUCAUCACAGUCUUCCCUUCAUCAACUUCAACACUUGAUGAAUUUUACGAUCACGUGAUCAUGAUAGGCAAUGUCCGUGUGGAAGGUGGGGUCAAAGUAUCUCCUGCGAACUCGAAAACAGCCGGUUUGAUACCAGCACAAGAGCAAACCGACGUGGAGAUUUUUCGUUCCGCUUCCGCAAGUAGUUCUACGGCAGUUUCAGGUCAUGGCAUGUUCUGACUUUUAUAAAGCAGAGUUGCUAGUAUUGAUGAAAUGGCCUUGAAUUGGUACAUCAAUAUGGAAGUAAUGAGAAUGACGUCGUUCGUUAAUCGUUAUUCUUCAUCAUUAUUUUUGUCAGCAUUUUUAUCAUUAGCGUUAUCAUUUUCAUGGAAGUGAGCUCUUUUGAAAAAAUGCCACUUGUGAAAAAAUACCACAGGAGCGGUUCACGACCAUGUCUCGAACAAGGUGAUGGAGAACACACUUCGUUCCGCUCAGCUGCAAGCCGAUACUUCUUCUAUCUCGGGAAGUAUCACAACGGAUAUUAGAGCUGCUGGAGCUGGUACUUAAGCAAGUCAGUGAGUCUAACUCUAAGUUGUUAACGGAUUGAGACACCGCAGCACGAGUUCAUGAUUUUCAUGUUGAUGACCUUCGUUUCGAAACACCUUGUUCAAGUUUUAAGCGAUGUGGUAGAAGACAAGAAUACUUACUUAACAACUACAGAUACCCCAACCCCAGAUGAACAUGAAGUAUGCGAGCAGGAAGGCGGCCUUCAAGAUGCAACUUCGUACACAUUUUCCCUUCGCGGCUCGCAGGUUGCCAAGAUGAUCGACAGUCCCGAAACCGAAAACCGUUUGGAGCCUAAUUCGUCGUCAGGUACUUCCGAAGCCGAAAACCGUUUGGAGCCUAAUCGCGCGUCAGGUACUUCCUACUUAGACGUCAGUGCUAUCUCUUUCUCUUACUUUUUCACACCAUUUGGAUCAAGAUGAACAUUAUUUUUUUUUUUUUAGUUGGGUCGUGCUCCACCACCAUUAAUAGAAGAGUUAGAGCGGAUAGUUUCAUGGACAUGGUAUCUCAUCAUUGAUAGAGGAACGGAUAACAUCAUGGUAUCUCAUCAUUGAUAGAAGAACGGAUAACAUGAUCAUCCUGAGGCUCAGCUGUGUCUGGUGGCGUUGUGCAGACCGGCUUUAUUGGUGGCGAAGCUCUUGCCCAUCUUAAUACCCAUGAUGGUCGCGAAAUUAUUAAGGCUAUCGUAUAAGCAUAAUAUGCAUACGCGUCGAUCGUUAAAAAAAAGAGUAAAACUUUUUUUAUUCCUUGCGAAGAUAAUAUUGAAGAUACUGUCUUCUCUAGAAUCAAGAUUUAGCUGUUGAAGAAAAAUUGAUAGACACACCGCUUUUAUUCAAGCAAUGACAGUGCCAAAGCUGUGCUGUCUUCUAAGAUUUCCUGCGCUUGCGCUGUCGUUCUUGCAGUUGUUAUUGCUGCCAUAUUUGGCCGUCGGUUGUUGUUUCGCAAUCGCAUGAGCAGCUCAACGACGACGACAAAGGACACUUUGAACGUGGAGGACUAUGGGGCGACCGCCGUUUAUGCACAUCACACUCGCACUGGCUACUUUUUUGCUUUCCCUCUCAGGGUACUCCAACUGAACUCCUUAAUUAUAAUUAUAUCUUCACUUUGAUUACUUCGCCGUAGAAAAAUUAUCUUCCCAUUAUUAUCUAUACCUAGUACGUGUAUUUACUUUUUGGCCUGAUUAGAUCACAGCACUGACUUGUUCUACUUGAAGCAGCUGCUUGUUCUACAUGUAGGCAGAACCUGAUGUUGUACUUAUCCGGUUAUUUAAGUGAAGAUUAUCUCCUAGUGGAAUAAGGGAUAGGUACUUAGAUAAACAAGCACGACCCAUCAUCUAACUUUACGGAGGCGCAGGGGCGGAGCCAAACGAGCAGGACGCGUAAAAUGGGAAGAAAUACUGUUGCUUUUAAGUGAUGAUGAAUGUGCUUGCAUGGUUAUCUCGUUUGAUACACGCAUAGUUGAAUGAUGUGACAUGAUCGCGGUUGUUUCUUCCUGAUUAUAGAAAGAAGGCGGAAACAAAAUAUAUUCAAUCAUUGAACAGAUAACAUGAACAGAUGAAAGGAUUACGAGAACGAGUUGAACAGAAAUAAAUUUUUAUUUUUGGCGCCAGUCGUGAGUACGAACAGCAUUCCUUUGUGUAUUGAUUUGAGUAGAGUUCUGGUCAUCGAGUAGUUAUACGGCGGAGAUUAUUUACAACCUCAUGGACUAUGUAUAAUUAUGAACGAAUAUUUUCAACAAGCGCGACGAAUUAGCUAGGACGGAUCAAGAUCAUCACGUAUUUGAUAAAACUGUAGCAAAUUAAUUGAUACAAAACGACUACUAGUAAAUGAAAAUAAUGGGAACUACAUGGGUAUGGGAACUACAUGAUGACAAUUGACAUGUAAACGCGUCUUUUUGGGUACUGAUGUUGUGGGAAAAACAUAGAUAAAAAUGUUGGUACGUGUGAGUGUGUACAGCGACGUUAGGGAUGCAUGUAUUAUCGAAGAUAUUGAUAUUGAUGUUGUCUUUCUCUUCUGUUGAACCAACUAGUACUACAACAUACUUACACCAAGGUACUUCUUCGUGUUGGGUUUCGAAGAAUGAAAAAUGAGUCAACAGUUCAUCUUACAGAAGCAAGUAGAUGUGGGCCAAGAGAAGCAUUGAUUUCAUCCUGAGACUUACGACCCCAGCGCUAUUCGUGAAGGAAAUAGACCGGUCCGAAACUCAAAAGUCGUGCAUCAAUAAUUCACUAGUCGAAUGAAUUUUAGAGGAUGAAGAUCGCCUAGGAAAGAAGCGAGGAAAUAUGAGCACCGACAAAAACAUUAUAAGAAUGGUUCGACCUAAAGCUGAAUGGUUCGACGGAAACCAAUACGAAUAUACCUCGCUUGAAGGAUGGAAACAAAGUGACGACGAGAGUUAGAGAGUCAGUGCCCGGCGAAGACGAAGAGUCGUCCCUCCUCGUUUAUCCGUGCCGUUCUGUCGUGCCUGCUCGAUAAUCGUUGUCAGGAUUGAUACAAAAAACCGAAACAGGAUGUCAUCGUGAUGAAAACACCAGACGACUCGAGUUGUAAAAAGAGUGGAACAACGCUAGAAUCAGAAAAAUGCUAAAAAUCCUUUUUGAUUCUAGCCCCUCACCAGUUUAGGACACCUUGCUUCCAGCAGCAACCGCAGCGACGUACUCGGAGAAGCAUCAGGAUGCCGGUCCCGGAUUCCGUUACGUCCAGCAGGCGCGCGAGACGACUUUCGUGAAGCUGGUACUCUUUUGACCUUUGCGCGCGGCAGGCGAAGGCAGGCGACCCAGGCCCAGCAGCGUGUGAGACAGAAAAUACGAUGAUACCCACCACGGCUUUUGAUGAAUAGAAUAAAUCAAUCUGUUAAAUGUCACCUACGAAGGAUCCUACCGCAUACCUCUUCAACAACAAAACUCACCAAGCAUACCCUACAGCUACCACCCUUCGAGACCAAUUGGCCACCAGCUCACAGCGUCGCGCUCUCCUUGCAAAUAUCCACUGGCGAAUCCGAAUAUCUGGUCGACCGAUCUGCUGCGCCACCUGGUGCAACAGCUCCACGAGAUGGCGACUUUGUUGGGCUUCAGCUGCUGGCCUAUUGGAUAUAGCAAAAGAUCAAGGGUGGGCUACAGAGUAAGCCUGAAGGUAAGACCUGAAAGGGUAUUUUUCAAUGUUGUUUGGGGAUCGUUUUUCAAGUUUCAUAAUUUAAUAUUGCUCUGAAAUGUAAUGAAGAUGAUUCUUAUGUAAGCCGUGGUGGGCGUGGGUUCAGACAUUCGCCGUUUCACAAAGCGCGAGCGCGCGCGAAGCAGCAGCGGGGCGUGCGGUGAGGAACUCAGCGCGUGAAGAAGCCGCUGCUCGACGAAUCGACACCGAUGCAGGACGAGAGCAGCACCCGAUGACCAUCGCCGUUAGCCGUCGACUCGAUAUUUCCGAAGCAUCCCAUUCGAGUGUGCAGAGGUCGUCAGAGGGUUGAAGUCAAAAUGCAUUUUUGGUUUUUUUCUGAUUCUAGCGUUUCUUUGAAAGAAGUCCCGCUCCACUUCUGAACUCUGUGGUGUAUGCUUGCCCAUGACGACGACGACCGCGAACCUGCCUCAUAUUUCCUUGACGUUCUGAAGAUACUGAUACUUUUUU